This is a messenger RNA of Melampsora larici-populina 98AG31, 773 nucleotides long. RefSeq lists its product as uncharacterized. The record is from RefSeq and is a predicted model, not a curated record. NCBI's taxonomy places the organism in Eukaryota, Fungi, Basidiomycota, Pucciniomycetes, Pucciniales, Melampsoraceae. The coding region runs from base 88 to 357 and encodes 89 amino acids. The transcript has a single exon.
GGAAGAAAGAAAUCGAAUUUAUAUAAUAGAUCUCAAGAUAGCGUUUUAUUUGAAGCGUUUCCAGAAGAAGCUGUUGGAUUAACUAUCAUGCAUUCUGAAACAUCUGAAGAAGAUCAUGAAGAUCAUGAAGAUCAUGAAGAAGAUGAAGAAAGAGAAGAAGGGGAAAGAGAUCGACUUGUUAGACCGAAUGGAAAACCAGAUGGAUUGAAAGUUAGAACAGAUUUACAAACCAAUCAAUUCAACUCAUCUAAUCGAACUAUUAAAUCAUCAGAUAGAAGAGAAGAUUCGAAUUCAAUUCAAAGGAAUCAUGAGAAUUUAAGAUCUAAAUCUGCUAGUGGAGUUUAUCAUCAGAGUUGAUAUAUUGUUCUUCACUUUUUUUUUUAGAUUAUUCCUUUGGGGUUUGUUUUUCUUGUUUUUUUUUUGAUAUAUAUAUAUUUUUUAGGGAUCUACAUACAAAAAAGGAGAGAGAAUUCUUUUAUUUUAUAUAUAUACAUAUAGAGGAUCGAGAGGAAAUGAUACGAUAUUUUUUUUACUUUUUGCUUUCUUUGUUUGUUUCUUUGUUUGUUUGUCUGUUUGUUAUUCUUUUGUUUGUUUGUUUUUUUUGAUGUGUUUUUGUGUUUUUCUUUCAAAAUGAUGAUGAGAUAAUGAUGAUGAUGAUAAGAUAAUAUUAUUUUUGUAUGUACAUAUUUUGUACAAUGUGAGUAGAUAGGUGUUUUUAAAAAAAGGAAAAGAAGAAGAAGAAGAAGAAGAAAUGAAGAUGACUUGGUGUGAUU